This is a messenger RNA of Colletotrichum orchidophilum, 1173 nucleotides long. RefSeq names its product polyubiquitin. The record is from RefSeq and is a predicted model, not a curated record. NCBI's taxonomy places the organism in Eukaryota, Fungi, Ascomycota, Sordariomycetes, Glomerellales, Glomerellaceae. Gene Ontology annotation, cellular component: cytoplasm; nucleus. The coding region runs from base 1 to 1173 and encodes 390 amino acids. The transcript has 2 exons. Gene Ontology annotation, molecular function: protein tag activity; ubiquitin protein ligase binding. Gene Ontology annotation, biological process: modification-dependent protein catabolic process; protein ubiquitination.
AUGGAAGCGCAGUACAUCACAAUCACCUUUGGCACUCGCCGCCGUCUCAUCGCUCGUCCAGACUCUUACGGCAACCUGAUUGAGAAGGCUCGAGCUACGUUCGACAUCAAAGCGGCCGACUUGGUCGUUCUUUGCUCUUCCAAGCCCAUGAAGGAAGAGGUUGAAAUCGAUGAAUCAGCCUACGGGGCGGUCGCAAGCGGUUGGAUUCUCCGCCUGGAGGCGACAUCUGACCGGCUCAUCGAACCCGAUGACGAGCCCGAGCAGCGUCGCAGCACUGCCCAGCCAACCUCGCCGGUCAUUGAGUUUACUGUCAAAACUUUGAAUGGCUUAAUCAUGCGCUUGAACAUGUCACCUGCCGACACUGUCUUCGACCUCAAGAUGCUCAUCCUAGACAAGGAAGACAUUAUGCCUGAACUUCAGAGACUCAUUUACAAUGGUCGGCGAUUGAAAGAUGAGAGAACCUUGAGCUACUACUCCAUCACAAACAACUCCUCAUUGUCCCUAAUCCCCAGGCAGAGGGGUGGAAAACCAGCAAUCUACCUCAUGUCGCCAACGGAACUCAAGGAUGUCGAUGUCAAAGUAGACCUCUCUCAUCACUGGACCUUCAUGACCAUCUAUCCCCUCGUCGAAGGGGCCGUUGGACAGAACAGCGUCUUCUGGCAGGUCUCUGCCGGACCUGAUGGCACUCUGGAGGACAAUGCCACCGGCACGGAGUGCAGCUACCUGUUCUGGGAAGCCGAUGCCUUGGCUGACCCUUCGUCGGACGUCCCAGAGGCCUUUUGCUUCAACCCUCAAAACCCUCUCGCAUACUUUAUUGACAACUACGUCCUUCCCUUCGCCGUUUUUGUACCCUACCUCGACCGAGUCCUUGCUAGCCUCACCCUCACCCCGGCAAUGCGGACCGAGAUGGUUGUGUACUGGCUCCCCAAGUUCCAGAAAAUCCGCGACCGAGGUCUCCAAAUCGCGUUCAACUUCAUUCCGCAGGCCGACUUCGAGAAGGCAGAUUUUUAUUCGAGGUUUUGGAGAGGCGGUCUACAGAUUCUCAUAGACAAUGACCGCGUUUUUAGCAUGACUCGAAUCGUUAAAAACAAAACCCUUGCUUUUCCUACUUCAUGGAAACAAACACAUUUCCCAUGGGAAGCUUCAAUCUUCGACAGCCCCUACCAAUCGUAG